Messenger RNA from Acaromyces ingoldii, 2880 nucleotides. RefSeq lists its product as hypothetical. The record is from RefSeq and is a predicted model, not a curated record. The coding region runs from base 163 to 2661 and encodes 832 amino acids. The transcript is spliced from 9 exons. NCBI's taxonomy places the organism in Eukaryota, Fungi, Basidiomycota, Exobasidiomycetes, Exobasidiales, Cryptobasidiaceae.
AUCACAAGCUCACAAGUCUCGCUUCUUAUCCCGCCAAACAGGUGCUGAGCUCUGAUGAGUCGUCUCACACGACCAAAAGGUUCUUUCCAUCUCUCCUGUGCCACCAAACGUUGAUGAGAGGAGCCCACACCUAAGGAGGAGAGAAGUGCCGAUCUUUUGAAGAUGUCUGACCCACAGGGCCUGGCGCCGAUCCCUCAAUCAGCACUGCGAGACAACGAAGCCUUGCUGGAGUGGGCGGAACCUCUGCUCUUGCACGGCGUCCCUCAUUCUUUGCUCGCCCAAACAUGGUUCUACAUCGCUUUGAAAGCCGUCAUCAUCGUCGUUUCUGUCCUUCUCUUCGUCCGCCUCUUCAGGUCUGGACGCUUCUGGCUUUUCCGAGUCGUCCAGCUGCCUAACGGUCGGAUCAUCUGUCCUAACGCUGUCGAUUCACUCGUCUUCCUGGCUGCCAUCUUCUACGUACUUGAUGCUGUAUUUCGAGGACUGUCGACAAGGUGGCUGUUUCCGCCCUUCGACAAGGAGGUGAACAUAAUGGCCUUUGUCGCUCUUCGCCUCUAUCCACUCUGGCUAGCAGGCUUCACCCAUCUGAGUUCGCUUUGUCUAAUCUGGCCCUUUUCAACGGAGAGGUUGUCGCCUUUCUGGUGGCAUGUCUUCUUCUUUGGGCUACCACUCGCCUUCCUGAUUGCAUACUUUCCGCCUGCCAUCAUCAGCAAUUCUCACUACAACGCCGCCAUUGAUGGCUGGUAUCUGGUUCGAGGCAAGCUCAUAGCAAGUCCGUCGGCUCAAGUCACACAAGAGUCCAUUGAGGCCGCCACAGCCUUGCAUGUCAACAUCGUCCGCUCUUAUGAAGCAACAGCAAUCUGGGCUGGCGUUGGAUCGGGCUUCCUCGCAUUUCUCUUCCUCAUGAGUCUCGUUGUCGGCACGAAACUGCUUUGGAGAGCUAGCAGAGAGUUGCGUGCUCGUCGACAAGAAGCAAGAUCAUCCUUUCGGCGAAAAUCAUUUUCCUCCGUCGAGUUGCAAGCGCGGCCUCGCGAUGUAGCACCUUCGGAUCACACGCAACCAAACACCAAAGUCAACAUCAGCAAGGAGCGGAGGCGAAGGAGCAUCAACAAGUUCAAAACGAGCAGGGCGAGGCUCAUCCAGUACUUUGCUGGCAUACGUCCAUUGGUGGCAGAUGAGGAUGACGUGGACAGCGCCUCUCGCGGCACCAACGAGGGAAGCGAAGAGCAUCAGGAGACGAAUGCGUCUUCAUCGGAACAGCUUUCAGACGGGGCAAUUACCGAACUCCUUGCCAACUUCUUCCGCUUUACCUUGCUGCAGAUUGUAUGUCUCCUUUGCAUUGAGCUGGCUCUUCUUGUCGUCGUCAUAUACCUAUGUGCCACAGUUAUUGAAGCCGCCAAGACAAACAAACGCGAUGAGGAGUAUGGCAACGAACUAUCCAAGAUCGGCUAUAUUUAUCACACAGUGGAAAUCUGGGCCAUCAUUAUUUUCGGCUCGCCUUUGAUCGUAUCCAUGUUGUUUCGCUCAGCUUUUCCUUACAAGGUCGAUGCACCUUCCCGCUUCUCCAGUGGCCGAUCGAGCAGCAACAAUGCGCCUACCCUAGGUGUCCGGCUUCGAUACUACAACCGACAAAAACAGCAGCGUGACUGUGACGGUACCACUGUCAGCAGCGGGAGUCGGGAUCGGCGGGGGGACUCCGUUAACGAGCAAGAAGUGCUACAGGGAACCUCUGUAGACGAAAGCAACACGGCUACGAACAACUCUACAGACAUCGGCACUGCAGAUUCGUCCUCUCAACAGAUACAUCUGGGCCGGGGAGAGGCGUCCACAAAGCCCGCUGCACACGACGAAGCUCUGGCAAAGGAACACAAAGGGAUCGACAGUAUGUGCAAAACAAACACCGUCAUCGACGGACAGCAUCAUCCAAUUGGGCUCGGGAUCGAAUACGAACAUCGCGAUGUUGGCCUCUCAGUGGCACACGCAGUGGCCCGUACGGCCACGCGAGGAAAGUCACAGCAACCUUUUCAGGAUCAGCGUUCCUCAGAUGCCAUACGAGCCGACAGUGCAUGCAGUCGAGGGAGCGAUGCCUGGCUGCUCGGCAAUACCCAAGGAAGCCACCGAACAACGCCAGAGCUUACCAAAGCUUCGCCCAAAUCGCCCCCUGCGCCGGUUCAACAGAGGCCUAGAGACGUGAGCUGGGUCGUCGGCUAUGGGUCAGGAAGAUCGGUAGUACUUGACGCUCUUGAACAGGGGCACGCAUAUCGAGCCCAACGAAGACAGCGUAGAUCGCCCUGGUCGAAUGACGUGGAAGACAAUUUGUCGACCCUUACGCCGUCACCGCCGAAGCCGACGAAAGCUGGACGAAGGAGAGGAGUUACCUCGAGCCCACCCGCGACUCCCACGUCUACGAGCCGAAGCUUUUUUGCAACGCCUCACGGACUGGUGGAAGGUACGCCAUUGAGUCCAUUGACAAAGACCGACGAUCAUACGCUGGCAGAAUCCUCGCAUCCAGCGUCAUCUCCGAAAGCAAACUCCCAAAAUCAGCAAACGGGGACUCCGCAGCUUCAACAGGAACAUCAUUUGCAACAUGCAUCGACCUUGCAGGGGAAGCAUUCUGGAAGUGCUACGUUGAAGUUUUCGCCCUUUUCUUCGCCAUCUUUUUAAUUUUGAAGUAGGGUUCACUUGCUACUCGCCUGUGGCGAGCAAUUGAGACAGGGAGGAAAUGUAUUCUGAAUACUAGUAGUACAAAGGGGCCGUCUUUCUUUCUUUCACAGUCUGAACGUCCACUCGCGCCGGACGUCGGCACCACGAGAAAGAUCUACAAUGUUGUACAGCUUCUACGCCUCUCGCGCUUUUUCGAGACAUUUGCCGAUGACAAUGACG